UCACCAAGUCAUUUGAAUAUGCCCGCGUACGUACAUGCUCUUUGGCCUUUUGUUACCAUGAAACCUAGCUGGACGCCAAGUUCAAAGGUCGGCGCGUUGCGCACCUGGAAAUUAGAAAGACGUAAACAAACCGGGGAUCUUUAUACGGCUUUGGCAAAACACGUGUAUUUUCGCGUCAAAUUUAACAUAAACUUCCCAAAGACUUUCGUUUCGACGACAAUUUCUGGUGAAAGCAGGUUUCCCAGUGACGCCAGAUGUAUUCUACUGCCCCAUUUUCCGGCAAACAUCAUCGACAUCAUCGGAAAUUCAAGCAUCAGGGGAACCCAUACGGAUAACAACAACCAUGAAUACGUCAUGUUUUGUGGUUUGUGGGCUUCCAUUGUAUGAAGAAGAUGGCAAACUUAUGGACACUUUAGCUGCUCACUUUAAAAAACCCGCCAACGGUGGGGUGGACGUGUUGAAUAUGAUGAGAGGACCCAUCGGAACGGCACUAGUCUUGAUUUCAGACAAGAGAGACGAUCGAAAGUGGAUGUUCGAGAAGAAACACCGUCUAGAUUCGCUCGGCCCUUGCAGCAAUAUUCCAAUUUCCGUUGAGCAGUUGACUCCCGAGUUUGAGCAAACCGUGAUGAGGCAGAUGACAGAAGGCCUGGGGUUGCACACAAGAUACUGGGAACAGGUGCCACGGGGCCCUGCGUACGAGAUGUGUCACGAACCCAGGGGACUGGCGGUCAUUAUCAACAACAUCAACUUCAGCAAAGGCGGCCACACAACCAGGACGGGGGCAGAGAAAGAUACAGAACGACUAAGGGAGCUAUUUGAAGGGCUGAAGUUCACUGUGCGAUGCUACACGGACAUGACUUUCAUGGCUAUGAUGACAACCCUACAGCACGUUGGAGAAGAGGACCACUCGAAUUUCGACUGUUUCGUCUGUUGUGUCAUGUCUCAUGGUUCACAGGGAAAAGUCUAUUCCUCAGAUGACUUUUCCAUCGAACUUUCUCAGCUCUUGAAGCCAUUCAAUGCCAAAGAAUGCCCCACCCUCCUUGGAAAACCCAAACUGUUUUUCAUCCAGGCUUGUCAGGGGGUGCAUGUGCAAGAGCGCAUGUGCGUGGACUGCCCAUCCGACGUGACACCAGUGUUCCAAGUGAGUCAGGAAGCAGACUUCUUCGUUGGCCUGCCCACCGUGCCUGGGUGCGUGGCUCGGCGCGAUGAUGACGGGGCUCCUUACAUCUACCAUCUCACCAACGUUUUCAGAGAGUUCGGGGAAAUCUACGACUUGUCCACGAUGAUGACGAUGGUGGCCAAGAAAAUGGACCCCAUUGGGGUUUCGUCUAACUAUUCCACACUCAGAAAGAGUGUUUACUUCAAUCCGGAGUAACAUCAUACCCCAAGCGUCUGUCAAGAUACUCCACUUGCACAAAUAAAUGGUGAAAAGUUUGACUGAAAUUUCAUUCUAUUAAAGGAGGCGUGAUGUCUACAAUACGCGUGCGGCAUGCAAUCUGAUCGUGGACAGAACUUAUAGCAAACAUAUCACUAUCUCCUUGAUGUAAAACAAUGCAACAACAAAGGAUGUAACAAAUACUUUAACAGGAUUAAGAAUCUUUUACUUAUGUUCUUAUCAGUAUAUUAAGUUAUUACAUGAUGUUUUGUUAUCAUCAUCUGUAUAUAUAUGCUCUGUUCAUUUAAGUUAUUUAUAUUUUGUCAAUAUUAUUAUUUUUGUAUUUCUUUGCAUACAAAGCCAAGAUUAGCUUUCCAUUGUUUCAUGUCGACCCCUGACCUCUCAGUUUUAAGAUACUACAGUACAAUCAAUUUUGUCUAAUUUUUUGUUCACAAAUUUUAUAAGUUCAUUUAAUUGUAUUCUAGAUUGACUCCAGACAGAAUAGACUAAACAGUGUAGCACUAAUGGAGAUCCAAAUAAAACAAUCAAGCAAAUACAAAAAUAGCAAUUGUUUCCCUUGUUUACUUCUCUUGAAGUAGUAUAUUGCAUUUAGAGUGUGUAACGUCUUGUCAAAUAAUGUUUUACACCAUCAUACAUGGUAGUAUCAUUUCCGCAUUUGUAAAGUCAUAUACAAAAGUUCAUUUCAUUAUGUUUGUAACAAUUUGUAGGCCAUUGUUUUAUGUCGCUACAAUGUUGUCACAGCAUGGU
Molecule: messenger RNA, 2143 nt
Organism: Branchiostoma floridae (Florida lancelet)
Lineage: Eukaryota; Metazoa; Chordata; Leptocardii; Amphioxiformes; Branchiostomatidae
Product: caspase-3-like
Exons: 3
Coding region: 344-1375 (343 amino acids)
Biological process (GO): apoptotic process; proteolysis
Cellular component (GO): cytoplasm
Source: RefSeq, a predicted model, not a curated record